AUGUCAGUCAUCAUUGCUUUAUUUUUAACAACUUCAUCACAAUCUUCACUUUGCUUUUUAUUCAAUCCCUUAGCCAAUAGCACACAACAAGUUGAAGGUUUUAACAAAAAAGAUCAUAAUAGUAUUAAAGCAAAUUCUUCUUUGACAACUUUAGUUAAAGAAAUUCAAGAUAUGCUUGAUAGAAAAGCUAAAUAUACUCAAGUAGAGGAAUAUAAACAUCAAAUAUUAACUGUUGGGCUUGCUACUACACCAAAA
This is a messenger RNA of Dentiscutata erythropus, 255 nucleotides long. The record is from the annotation of a GenBank genome assembly. Lineage: Eukaryota; Fungi; Glomeromycota; Glomeromycetes; Diversisporales; Gigasporaceae.